This is a messenger RNA of Amphimedon queenslandica, 2105 nucleotides long. RefSeq lists its product as uncharacterized. The transcript is spliced from 5 exons. The annotation marks the transcript as partial. Gene Ontology annotation, molecular function: protein binding. The record is from RefSeq and is a predicted model, not a curated record. NCBI's taxonomy places the organism in Eukaryota, Metazoa, Porifera, Demospongiae, Haplosclerida, Niphatidae.
GCAUCAGUGAUUACUAUGAUGUUUAUGAUAAGGUCAAGUCUCUUAGUGUUCACUGGAAGUCAAUGGCUAUAUCACUGAGACUGCGAAUGAAUGACAUCAACAGUAUAGAAGCUACCCAUCGGGGAAACCCUCUCUCUUGUCUACAGCAGAUUCUUGAGUAUUGGCUGAGAAAAAACUACGACUAUGAGACUCAUGGUCCUCCAUGUUGGAGGAUCAUGUGUGUAGCUGUUAGAGAAGGAGGAGGCAACCCAGCACUAGCACAAGAAAUAUCUCUUAACCACUUGCUACCAGUUGCUGAGGGUGCGACUGAAGAUGUUUCUCCUAUAAAAUCAACCGCUUCAAAAGGCACCUCAAUUUACGUUGCUUCUGAAAGAAAUUUUUCACUUCUAAAUAAAAUAUAUAAUCUCCAGAAAGAGUUUGCUGAAGCUAUUCGAGUAACAAAAGUAUCAUUCAAGCCAAAGCUCCUUCUUCAAAUUAUUGAGUAUCUCAAAAGUCACAUAGUUUCUUUAUUGGGCCCCCCAAAAAAUAGCCAAGUUGUAGUGCAAGCAGUUAGGGAAGAGUUCUGUAACUGUAAAAGUGUUGAAGAUCUUUUUACAAUCUUGCAAGAUAAAUACAUAUCGUGGUUCAACUAUGAAAUAAUUGUUCGACUCGUUUCUGUUUUUCUGAGGAAGAAAAAGUCGCUAAAAAGAAUGUGGUCAAUGUAUGAAGACAAGUUAAAGGACUAUUUCAUUAACAGUGGUGGUUUACUAAAAGAUGUUGAUGCUGUACAGUUUGGUAUAAUGGAUGCUCCUCCUGGUACACGAGUCAUGAUUGCUAAAGUUGAGCGAGAGGACUACACACUAGCAGACCUUUUUUUCUUUCAGAGAGCAAUACCACAAGAGCUGGAUAUUCCAGAGAUGAGGUUAUAUUUCUCAUUUGUAACCAUUGGCUCUCUUCACUUGCAUUAUCUUAUUCCUGAGUAUCUUUAUCUUUUGCUGUUUCCUCUCACUGAAAAGCUACAGAAGCAGUUAGCUAGUAUUGGCAUCGCUGAGAUUACUUGUGACAAAUAUGUGUAUGAUUUGAAGGAGCUCAUGGUGUCUCAAGAAAUUAAGCAUUUAUUGACUAAAAUUGAUAUUUGCGAUCCACUAUUGUAUGAGAAUACCAGCACUCCACUACAUGAUGCAUGCUGGAGAGGAUUAGAAAAUGAAGUUCAAUGGCUUAUUGACACAUUUAAAUAUGAUACUUUCAGUCAGUCUAGUCUUCAUGGAUGGACUCCAUUGCACUCUGCAUCAUAUGGUGGGCACCUUGAGCUCCUUCAACUACUCAUCCAUCAGUAUGGCUGUGAUCCUAAUGCGUCUGAUCAUAAUAGUGUAUCCAUACUGCACAUGGCAUCUUAUAAAGGUCACAUAUCAAUAGUUCAAUAUUUGAUAGACACAUGUCGCGUUCCUCCUGAUCAACCAGAUGAAAGCAAUGUCACAGCAUUACUGUACGCAGCAAUUGGUGGUCAUUCUGAUCUGGUGGAAUUUUUUGUUAAUUGUAAUUGCAACACGUCUCAGGUUAAUUUUGCAGAUGCAUCCUUAUCACUUUUAGCCUGUAUGAGCGGACAGGUAGCUUUAGUCCACAAACUUCAAGAGUUAGGUCUUUUUUCACCAAAUGGUAAAAGUAGUUUGGACACCAAUAUAUUACAUUAUACCUGUCAAUCUGCGAAUGAUAAUUUGGAACUUUUUAAGUACCUAUUAUCUCAAUAUCGGAUAGCCAUUGAUUCAAGAGAUCGAUAUGGAAGAACUCCACUUCAUACUGCUUCAAUGUUUGCUUCAUCAGAUAUUGCUAAUUUUAUUAUGAAUAGAUCUACUCAACUAAUUGCUAAUCCAAAUAAGUCGUAUCUACAUUAUGCAUCUAAUGCAGGCAGUAGCAUUAAAGGUGGAAAUGUGUAUUGUAAACUUGUUUCACCACAUGAUGCACCAAUUGUUACUGUUAUUAAUACUACUAGCGUAAAAAGAAAUGUCGAUUUUUUCAAAAGCAAACAACGAUUGCAUUUGCUCUCUUCUUUUCUCAAAAAACAUCUGGGAGUGGUAAUACAUUGCUUGUUAAAGUAUUGCAAGAAUAUGGUAUCAUUUCUUCAUUAA